AUGCGUGGAGAGCGGAUCGGCUUGAUACAACACGGUUGUUCAGUCGUAAUUGUAGAUGGGCCGGGCGAAGAGUGGACAGGUAUAGUGUUACUUGAUGCACCAAUCUCAGAGAGUUACACUGCACUAGGGUUUCCUCCAGUACAUCUUGCGUCGAAGCUGUUCUUCGGAGGCACCGAAGACUUUACAACGACCCCUGCUGGAGGCGUGAAUGGCCACGAUGGUAAUCCAACCACAGUCAACAAUCGAGGUAUGCUAGACGAGCUUGUUCAUUACUGGACUCAAGAAACGCCUCAGAGCUCCACAACAUCCAAACCGACUUUGCGCGACAUAUCGUACUAUCCGUUGAAGAUUGUAGCCGCUGAAUGGGUAAACUACAUCGCCGUCAUGGGCCUGAGCGUCCGUGAAUACGAACUAUCUACGACCCUUUCUGGCGAUCUCAUCGCACAACUGGAGAAGCUGAACACGAACCUGCGUAUUUUGCAAGGCUGGCGUAGACGCGUUCUCUCAACGCAAGCAAAACUGCGCCGCACGAUCCGCUUCAUCGAAAACCACGUGGACCGCAAACAGCCGAAUCGUGACUGGGAUGUGCUUGUUGACGACUUCGAAUUUAUCUGCACGGGGGUAGCUGAGCACGGGGAGAGGUUGGAGGCCAUGGUAUCAGUGGUGACAUCGACGGCUGCUUUGAUCGAGGGACGCCGCUCGCUCACAGAGACCGAAAAUGUAACGCGCCUCACAAUCCUUGCGGUUGUUUUCUUGCCGUUGAGCUACAUUGCAUCCCUAUUCAGCAUGUCAGAUGAAAUUCGACCUGGAGGCCCGCACUUUUGGAUUUACUUCGCAGUUGCAGUCCCUUUGACUUUCAUUGUUGGAUUGAUAGCUAAGCCUCCUGUAAGCAUUGCGAAGAGAAUCGCAGGGACCAUUGGCGAGAAGACUGCUUCGUUGAUGUGA
Molecule: messenger RNA, 945 nt
Organism: Paraphaeosphaeria sporulosa
Lineage: Eukaryota; Fungi; Ascomycota; Dothideomycetes; Pleosporales; Didymosphaeriaceae
Exons: 2
Coding region: 1-945 (314 amino acids)
Biological process (GO): metal ion transport; transmembrane transport
Cellular component (GO): membrane
Molecular function (GO): metal ion transmembrane transporter activity
Source: RefSeq, a predicted model, not a curated record